AUGGUUCAAUUCCACGAGCACAUCAUCACAGAGCUUCUAGAAGAUUCUAAUGGCGGUCUCGUCGUUCUCUCCUCCGGUCUCUCUCUCUCUAAACUCGUCUCUUCUCUCCUUCUUCUACACUCCUCGUCCGAGGGAACGCUCCUUCUUCUCUAUCCUUCCUCCACUUCACUCAAAUCCAACAUCACCUUCCACCUCAAAACCCUAAACCCCCAAUUCAACCAGAUCCCCGCCGAAAUCACCGCCGACCUCCCCGCUCAUCAUCGCCACUCGCUCUACUCCUCCGGUAAUGCCUUCUUCAUCACGCCGCGCAUCCUAAUCGUCGACCUCUUGACUAACAAGUUACCGACCUCCAAAAUAGCUGGCAUCCUCGUCCUCAAUGCGCACUCUCUCUCCGAGACGUCCACUGAAGCGUUCAUCGUUCGGAUUUUCCGGUCGCUCAACCGCGGAGCGUAUGUGCGCGCUUUCUCCGACAAGCCGCACGCGAUGGUGUCGGGGUUCGCGAAGGCGGAGCGGACGAUGAAGUGCCUGCACGUGCGUAAGCUGCACCUGUGGCCACGGUUUCAGGUCUACGUGUCGCAGGAGCUGGAGAGGGACCCGCCGGAGGUGGUGGAUAUAAGGGUGCCGAUGACAAAGUACAUGGUGGGGAUUCAGAAGGCCAUUAUUGAGGUCAUGGAUGCGUGUUUGAAAGAGAUGAGGAAGACGAACAAGGUCGACGUGGAGGAUUUGACGGUGGAGAAUGGGUUGUUUAAGUCAUUUGAUGAGAUUGUGAGGCGACAGUUGGAUCCAAUUUGGCACACUUUGGGGAAGAAGACCAAGCAGCUCGUCUCAGACCUUAAGACAUUGAGGAAACUUUUGGAUUAUUUAGUCAGGUAUGAUGCGGUAACUUACUUGAAAUAUUUGGAUACACUGAGAGUGUCAGAGAGUUUUCGGUCUGUUUGGAUAUUUGCGGAGGCGAGCUAUAAGAUAUUUGAUUACGCAAAGAAGCGUGUUUUUCAUCUUGUGAGGUCGGAUGGCAUGAAAUUUAAUGAGUUGAGUAAGGGUGUAAAAAACAAAAAGAGAAAAAGCAAGGGUGAUGACAAAGACAUAGAAGAAGUUGAUGGUACUUCAUCAUCUAGUUCGAAUGCCUUAGUUUUGGAAGAAGUUUUGGAAGAAGCACCAAAGUGGAAGGUCUUACGUGAGGUUCUUGAGGAAAUAGAAGAGGAAAGACAAAAGCAAGGUAUGUUAAGGGAAGAAUUAUUUGCUGAAGGUGAAGACACCGACAAUGGCAUUGUAUUAGUGGCAUGUAAAGAUGAAAUGUCAUGCUUGCAAAUUGAAGAAUGCAUCACCAACAGUCCAAAAAAGGCCAUGCAUGAAGAAUGGAAGAAGUACUUACUAAACAAAGUACAGCUGCGUGACAUAGUGAAUAAGAAAAAGAAGCCUAAGGAUCCUAAACCCAAAGGUUUUGGGAUUCUUGAUGGAGUUACUCCCAUAACACCUGCUCAGAAUGCAGAAACCACCAGCAUUGGUAAGCAGGAACAUGAUGCGCUUUUGGCAGCUGCAUCAAAACUUAGAAAUGUUUCUGAAAAUGACCAUGUUGUUGAGGACACUCCGCAGCCUGAUUUUGGUGGACAGGGUCGUGGUAAAAGAAAGAGAAAAGUGGGGAUUAGAAAUGUCCCCAUUGUUCUUGAUGGCUCUGGAGUUCAGAACAAUGAUAAAGAGGAAGCAGUGAGUAAUAAAAUUGGGAUGUCUGAUUCAAAAAACAAAAUCAAUGAAGAUGAGACUAAUCCUGUCAGUACCGCUAGAUUUUCUGGUACCACAGACGAAGGGAUUUCUGUGGAAAACAUAGUUCUUCGGAAGCAUACAAAUACUGAUGUUGCAGCAAGAAAUGGGAAGCCACUACCACCAGUGCAUUUUUAUGCCCUAGAAAGUGAUCAACCUAUACUGGAUAUAUUAAAGCCCUCCGUAUUAAUUGUUUACCAUCCUGACAUGGCCUUUGUUAGGGAAAUCGAAGUCUACAAAGCUGAGAAUCCCUCAAAACGGUUAAAAGUAUAUUUUCUUUUCUACGAAGAUUCAACGGAGGUGCAGAAGUUUGAGGCAAGUAUACGCAGAGAGAAUGGAGCAUUUGAAUCUUUGAUUAGGCAAAAAUCUAUGAUGAUGAUUCCAGUUGACCAGAGUGGGCAUUGUUUAGGAUUGAAUUCUACAUUAGAAUCAGAUUUAAAUACUCCUCAAAACUCAGUAACCAGAAAAGCAGGUGGGAGAAAGGAGGCUGAUAAAGAAAUGCAGGUUAUUGUGGACAUGCGGGAGUUCAUGAGCAGCCUUCCAAAUGUUCUUCAUCAGAAGGGAAUGCGCAUAGUUCCAGUGACCCUAGAAGUUGGGGACUAUAUCCUAUCACCGUUAAUCUGUGUGGAAAGAAAAAGUAUUCAGGAUCUCUUUAUGAGCUUCACAUCAGGUCGUCUAUUCCACCAGGUCGAGACAAUGGUACGAUAUUACAGAAUACCUGUUCUCUUGAUUGAGUUUUCACAGGAUAAGAGCUUCUCAUUCCAGUCUGCUAGUGAUAUUGGUGAUGAUGUGACACCCAAUAGCAUUAUAUCAAAGUUGUCUUUGCUUGCUCUACACUUCCCCAGGCUACGGAUAAUCUGGUCUCGAAGUCUGCAUGCUACUGCUGAAAUAUUUGCUUCACUCAAGGCAAAUCAAGACGAGCCAGAUGAAAUAAAAGCAAUCAGAGUGGGUGUUCCCUCAGAAGAAGGCAUUGUGGAAAAUGAUGUGAGGGCUGAAAAUUACAAUACAUCGGCUGUGGAGUUUUUAAGACGACUUCCAGGUGUUACGGACUCAAACUACAGGGCCAUAAUGGAUGGGUGUAAGAGCAUGGCAGAACUUGCACUUCUUCCUGUUGAGAAGCUAGCGGAAUUAAUGGGUGGUCAUAAAGCUGCUCGGACUCUUAGAGACUUUCUAGAUGCUAAAUACCCAACGUUGUUGUAA
Molecule: messenger RNA, 2958 nt
Organism: Sphenostylis stenocarpa
Lineage: Eukaryota; Viridiplantae; Streptophyta; Magnoliopsida; Fabales; Fabaceae
Source: the annotation of a GenBank genome assembly